AAAUUUUCCAUUAUUACUAACUACCGUUCCUUCUAUUUCUCUCUGUGUGUGUUUGUGCGGAGAUGGCAAUCACAGGAGCAUCGAGCUCGGGAGGGGCCAAAGACGGGACGUCGGAUUCAUCAUCCGUUGCCAGAAGGAACUCCAAGAAACCCAAAUAUUCAAGGUUUACGCAGCAAGAGCUUCCUGCUUGCAAACCAAUUUUAACGCCAGGAUGGGUCAUUACAACUUUUAUUUCUAUUGGAGUUAUCUUCAUUCCUAUUGGCCUUGCUUCCUUAUUUGCAUCAGAACGGGUUGUGGAAAUUAUUGACCGAUACGAUGAGGAUUGCGUUCCUCUUAAUUAUACCUACAAUAAGCUUGCAUAUAUUCAAAGUAGUGAAACUAACAAGACGUGUACUAAGAGAUUGAUUGUUUCUAAGCAAAUGAAAAGUCCUGUCUAUAUCUACUAUCAACUUGAUAACUUCUAUCAGAAUCAUCGCCGAUAUGUUAAGAGUAGAAGUGACAAACAAUUGCGGAGCAAGGCGAGCGAGGAUGACACAAGUACCUGUAAACCUGAAGCCGUCACGGAAAAUAACUCUCCAAUUGUUCCUUGUGGCCUCAUUGCUUGGAGUUUGUUUAAUGACACAUAUGGAUUUUCAGUGAAAAACAAGGUGCUAGAGGUCAGCAAAAAGAACAUAGCAUGGAAAAGUGAUCAAGAUAAUAAAUUUGGCUCUGAUGUCUAUCCAAAAAACUUUCAAAGUGGAGGUUUGAUUGGGGGUGCCAAACUUAAUGCAAGCAUACCUUUGAGUGAACAAGAGGAUCUUAUUGUUUGGAUGCGAACUGCGGCACUGCCAACUUUCAGAAAACUGUAUGGGAAAAUAGAGACAGACCUCGAAGCUAAUGAUGAAAUAACAGUUGUGAUACAGAACAAUUACAACACUUACAGUUUUGGUGGCAAAAAGAGGCUGGUUCUUUCAACCACAAGCUGGAUUGGUGGCAAAAAUGAUUUCCUGGGUGUAGCCUAUCUUACUGUCGGUGGACUGUGCUUGUUCUUGGCUAUUAGCUUCAUACUUUUGUACGUGAUCAAACCAAGGCCUCUUGGGGACCCAUCCUACUUGUCAUGGAACAGGGGACAUACGAGUUAAACCUUUUAAGAUAUGUCCCGCCUCGUAUGUUCUAAUUUUUAAGCAUUAAACAAUCUUAAGAAGCCGAGCCUUAUUUAUGUUUGAAACAAUGUAUUUUGAAUGCAUAUAGAGCUCUGCUGUUAUCGAGAUUUUUGUAUUCUAAGAAGCAAUGGCAUUGCUCUAAUUUUGUGCAAGGAUAA
Juglans regia (Persian walnut) is the source of this 1300-nucleotide messenger RNA. RefSeq names its product ALA-interacting subunit 1-like. Gene Ontology annotation, cellular component: endoplasmic reticulum; plasma membrane; Golgi apparatus. Bases 63 to 1121 code for a protein of 352 amino acids. The transcript is spliced from 8 exons. The record is from RefSeq and is a predicted model, not a curated record. Lineage: Eukaryota; Viridiplantae; Streptophyta; Magnoliopsida; Fagales; Juglandaceae.